AGGUGUUUGAGCUGUUACCUUAACCAUGUGUUCAAUUCCUGGACGUCCAUCUCCAGGAUUAGAGGCGUCUGUGCUCAUCACUGGUGUGAACCUAAAGUCCAGCCAUGGCCUACUGGAAUUCUGGGUUAACACUGAAGAUGGAAGAAAACACAUUUAUGAGCAAAUGAGGGAGGAAAUUCAAACUCCCCAGAGUAAGUUUAAUGGAUCAGAAGGAAAACCAGGCGACCUCUGCAUAGUUUGCAUUAAUGACACGUGGAACAGAGCAAGAAUUGUUUCAAUCCAAGGUGAAACCUACAAUGUUUUUCUAAUUGAUCAAGGACAGGCCCAUUCCACUACAAGUGAAGCUUUAGCUUGGAGCAAGAGUGACAGUUUUCUUCUUCCUCCUGAAGUAGAGUCUUGUAUACUUGCAAAUGUCAUCUUCCUUCAGAAGGAGUGGCCUGAAACCAUCGCAAAGUUUUUGAUGUGUUUGCCAGGGAAGAAGUUUAAAGGAUUGGUUCAGGAUGUACUUAUGCCAGACAGAAUCAUUCUCCUUGAGAUUCCAGUUCUUGCCAACUAUAUGUGUAAGCUCAAAGCUGCAAAGAAGAUUGAAGUUGAUCAGUUUCACAAAUUGGUGAAGAAAUGUCUUAAAGCAGUCAAAGAAGAGUUAUCCGAGUCCUUCUGUUUGACAAUGGAACCAGAGCUUGAAGUUAGUUGCAAUAUUGCCCAAUGUGACCGUUACUUUUUUCCUGAACUAACAAUGAACACUUAUGAAAUGGUUAGAGUGACUGAAGUAAUUGAUCCACUCAAAAUCUUUUGCAUGCUCCUCAUAUUUUCCAACUCAGUAAAUCUGUUGUCUGAACAGAUCCAGCAGCACUAUGAAGAGGGCUCAGACUUUGGCCAAACACGACCACAGAGUUGCGGGGAUCCAUGUGCAGCCAAAGGGACAGAUGGCAAAUGGCACCGCUCUUUGCUAAAGCAAGACAUUUUGACUGGUCAGGUUGCUAUUGAGGAUGAUGUAGAAGUCUUUCAUGUGGAUGAAGGAAAAACAGAAAUGGUGAAAGCAGAAAACAUCAGACCGCUUCAUGGAAAGUUCCUGAAAAUGCCAGUCGUUACAUAUCUCUGUUCUCUGAACAAAAGAACACACACCAACAGAGAGGAGGCUGCAGACGAGACUGCUGAUGUAAAAUCAAAGCUCCUUAACCAAACAGUGGUGGUGAGGUUUGACCACUACAAUGAACUUCAAGAUAUUUAUUAUAUCACACUUCAUGCAGGUAAUGCUGCAUGUGUGAAGGAUAUUUUACUUGGAAAAACUGUCCCCAUUUUAUUCUCAGAGUCAGAACAAAAUGUAAAUGUCCAAAAUGAUGCUUCAUUGGUUCCUGUUUUGUUUGAGGGGAAAGAAGUCAUGGACUUAUGUUCUGAAACCAAUGAAACUGAUGGUUUACAUGAAACUUGGCCAAGCACAAAACUACAAGUGGACAACAGUUGUGAAGACGACUCGUCUACUUCUGGCAUUUGCAAUAACUAUGUCAAAGGAAACUCUCUUUCUGUUUCUCUACUACACAGUAAUGGGGAUCUUUCCUCAAGUCUACCCUCUGAAGUGCAGAAUGCUUGUGAUGAUGGUGUGUUUGCUGUAGGAAAAACUGUUAACGUAAAAGUAUCUUGCAUUGAAAGUCCACAGAAGUUCUGGUGUCAAGCAACAGAAAGUGCUAAUUCUUUAAGACAACUAAUGGAAGACCUUCAAGCCCACUAUGCGUCCGCUCACCCUCAGCCACUUGUGGAUACUAUCUGUGUUGCUCGUAACCCAGACAAUAAAAUGUGGUACAGAGCAAGGAUUGUUGCAGGUCAUGACAUCCCUACUGUUGCUGUGAGAUUUAUAGAUUAUGGUCAAACUCAGAACAUUCCUUUGCGAGAUGUGCUCCCCAUUGAUCCAGUUUUCUUACAUCUCGAAGCACAGGCUUUUCAGUGCUGCUUGUUCAGUCUGGAAAAUUCCAUUGAGUCCACUCCCAGUAGUUGGCCUGAUGCUCAGCUGACUGAAUUUCUGAAGUUUGUGAACCUGGGUACGUCAUCAGAUGCCGAGUUAAAAUGUGUUGUGAAAGCUGUAACUUCUGAUGAAGAUGGUCUUCUGCUUAACUUGGUAGAUAUUCAAAGAGAAUCAGAGAGUGUGUGCAAGCUCCUGGCUCAGAAAUGUGCUCUAUUUAAGGCCCAGGAGCAAGUAUCUUCAGCAGUCUCUUUGGAUGGAUGCUGUUAUUCCACUCACAGUACUGAGAUAAGUGAGGAAGAGAAAGUACUGAUAACCUCUUCAGAGACCGUGAAUCAUUUCUACUGCCAACUGCACAGGAAUUCACAUAUUCUGGACAGACUGAUGAAAAAUAUUGAAAAACUCCUCGACAAACCACAGGGCUCAGAUCAUCACACUCUUGAACUCAACAGCCUUUGCUUUGCAAGGCACACUAAUAAUCAGUGGUACAGAGGUCAGAUUGUAGAAAUGUCUCCAAAACUUAAAGUGCACUUUAUUGAUUAUGGAGACACUCAUCCUGUUCUUAAAUCAGAUAUUUGCCCCUUUCCUUUAGAAUCCAAUGCUGUAAGGUGUGUUCCUGUGCAGGUAAUUCCAAUGGCAUUAUUUGAUAUGCCUGCAGACUUGCCACAAGACGUCAACCAGUGGUUUGCAGAUUUUGCUGUUGGUCGUAGUUUUAUGAUUUCGGUUGUAGCACAGAGUGAAGAAGGAAAGUUAAUUAUUGAACUGUUUGAUGGCCCCCUUAAUGUAAACAUGAUGGUCAGAGAGAAAGUGGAAAAAAUGAAGCUGGACAAGAUGAUAUCCGUGAAUCAAACCACUGACCAGCACCUUUCAAACAGCGCAAAAGCUGCUCUACCUAAUGGGGGCUGCUCAACACAAGAUCUCAAUAGUGAAUCAACACUGAACACAACUGAACAGAAAAAAGACACCAAUAAAGACACUCCACCACAGAUGGAACAAGAAGAGGAUUUAGGAACAGUGGCAGAAACUUUCAGUCUGAGUUCUCACAGCAACUUAAAAAUGGCUCCACAAUCCAGUCAUGCUUGUCCAGAAGUAAAGGGCAAGAUCUACAGGUACAAGUGGCCCAGUGUUUCUCAAAACUUGACUGUUGAUGCUUACGCUUCAUGCAUUGUGGGGCCAAAUCAUUUCUGGUGUCAGUACACCAGCACAGAUGAGCUAAAAAUUAUAUCAAAGUUUGCUGAAGGGUUUGGGCAAGAUGUGGUUUCUCCUGAGGAGCUGGAACCUGGCAGUCCAUGUCUGGCUUUAUAUUCCAGUAACAAUUUGUGGUAUAGAGCAGAGGUAAUUAAGAAAACAGACGAAACAGUCAAGGUCCUGUUUGUUGAUUAUGGAAAUGAGACAGAGAUCAGUAUAAGUAAUGUAAAAUCUCUGCCCUACAGCCUCCUUGAGAUUCCUCCUCAGGCAUUUCGAUGCUGUUUAAAUGGUUUUAAUAUGUCAAGUGGUUCCUGGGAUGACAGAGUUCAUGAUGAAUUCUCCAAUCUUUUAGUCAACAAACAACUCAAAGUGACAAUUGUUGAUCUGGAAAAUGAUUCAGAGAUUGCAAUUCCUCAAUAUAUAGUAAACAUGGAGUGUGAUAAACAAGUCAUAAACAAAAUAAUGCAAAAAUACUGGAAAUCCUUUCCUGUGGAACUAUUGGUGAACAAUGUUUCCCAAACAAACAUUUCACCCCCAAGUAUUCAAACUGAAAGCAACAUAAACUAUGCUACUAGGGAAAAUACAAUUACUUCCAUCUACCAUGUACCAGAAAUGUUUGAAAGUAAAACAAAAAUGGUAUAUGCAUCCUGUAUUUCAGAACCAAAUUUCUUCUGGUGUCAGUUUGCCAACACAGAGGAUCUAAAUAACGUGUCACAGCUUGCUCAGGAGGCUGGACAGACAGAAGAAGACUUGGUAUUUUCCAGGAGACUUGGUCCUGGCAUUCCAUGUCUUGCUCUGUUUCCCAGUGAUAACCAAUGGUACAGAGCUCAGGUACGUCGUACAGAUGAGGAAAAACUCCAUGUCCUGUUUGUUGACUAUGGAAAUGAGUCUGAAGUGGACUUCAAGAAUGUGAGACCUUUGACCCAGAGUCUCCUGGAGAUGGCUCCUCAAGCCUUCCUGUGUUGUCUGAGUGGGUUUGAGUCCAAAGGAUCCUGGGAUGAUAACGCUUGUGAUGUCUUCUACAAUUAUCUGGUUGAUAAACCCCUCAAACUGACCGUUUGUAACAUGAGGGACCAUUCAGAGACUGCAAUUCCACAAUAUUCAGUGAAAAUCAAACAUGAAGGAAUAAAUAUAAAUGCAGCUAUGCAGAAAUACUGGAAACCAGUUACAGAAGAGACAUCUAAAACAAAAAAUCAAACAAUCACUUCCCUCCAUGUUGGUCCUGAUCAAGCUGACCCACUAUAUCUUUGUGUGUCUAGCAAGACUUUACAGAAAACCGGCAAAUUCAAAGAACUAGUGCUGUCCAAGGAUCAGACAGAGAUGGUAUAUGCAUCCUGUAUUUCAGAACCAAAUUACUUCUGGUGUCAGUUUGCCAACACAGAGGAUGUAAAUAACGUGUCACAGCUUGCUCAGGAGGCUGGACAGACAGAACAGGACUUGGUAUUUUCAAGAAGCCUUGGUCCUGGCAGUCSUUGUCUUGCUCUGUUUCCCAGUGACAACCAGUGGUACAGAGCUCAGGUACUUCGUACAGAUGAAGAAAAACUCCAUGUCCUCUUUGUUGACUAUGGAAAUGAGUCUGAAGCUGACUUCAAGAAUGUGAGACCUUUGACACAGAUUCUCCUGGAGAUGACUCCUCAAGCCUUCCUAUGUUGUCUGAGUGGAUUUGAUGAGUCCAAAGGAUCCUGGGAGGAUGAAGCUUAUGAUGUCUUCUACAAUUUUCUYGUUGAUYAACCCCUCAYACUYACCYUUMGWAYCAUGYGGGACCAUUCAGAGACUGCAAUUCCUCAGUAUUCUGUGGAAAUCAAACYUGAAGGAAUAAAUAUWAAUGCAGCUAUGCAGAAAUACUGGAAACCAGUUACAGAGGAAUCSMCUACAACYCAAAAUKAAAAAUCCACUUCCCUCKAUGUUGGUCCUGARRACAAUGACCCACAAAAUCCUUGUGUGUCUAAAAAGACUUUACAAAAAAGUGUCCUAUUCAAAGAACUAGUGCUGUCCAAGGAUCAAACAGAGAUGGUGUUUGCAUCCUGCAUAUCUGAACCAUGUUUUUUCUGGUGUCAGUUUGCCAACACAGAGGAUCUAAAUAACGUGUCACAGCUUGCUCAGGAGGCUGGACAGACAGAAGAAGACUUGGUAUUUUCUAGGAGCCUUGGUCCUGGCAGUCCAUGUCUUGCUCUGUUUCCAAGUGACAACCAGUGGUACAGAGCUCAGGUACUUCAUACAGAUGAGGAAAAACUCCAUGUCCUGUUUGUUGACUAUGGAAAUGAGUCUGAAGUAGACUUCAAGAAUGUGAGACCUUUGACCCAGAGUCUCCUGGAGAUAACUCCUCAAGCCUUCCUGUGUUGUCUGAGUGGAUUUGAUGAGUUCAAAGGAUCCUGGGAGGAUGAAGCUUAUGAUGUCUUCUACAAUUGUCUGGUUGAUAAACCCCUCAAACUGACCAUUGGAAACACGAGGGACCAUUUACAGACUGCAGUUCCUCAGUAUUCUGUUAAAAUAGAACAAGAAGGCAUUGUUGUCAAUAUGUUGAUGGAGAAAUACUGGAUAACAAGAACUUCGGAAACAGUGGACCAAGAAGAAAGCCUCACCAUUGACAAGACACCUGGUAUUUAAAAUUACCAUCUGUUUAAAGACAGAUCCAUGCCUCUGGAGAAGCAACGCUGGGAUUGACCCACCUUCGUUUUAUUAUCCAUAGAUUUAUUUUUCUAUGUCUAGAUGAAAGUUUUUCAUGAAAUGAAUGUGCAUCAAUAAAGAUUUUGUGAAUAA
Molecule: messenger RNA, 5905 nt
Organism: Austrofundulus limnaeus
Lineage: Eukaryota; Metazoa; Chordata; Actinopteri; Cyprinodontiformes; Rivulidae
Product: tudor domain-containing protein 6
Exons: 4
Coding region: 1706-5752 (1348 amino acids)
Source: RefSeq, a predicted model, not a curated record